Messenger RNA from Acanthopagrus latus (yellowfin seabream), 2190 nucleotides. Its product is annotated as polymeric immunoglobulin receptor-like. The record is from RefSeq and is a predicted model, not a curated record. The transcript is spliced from 7 exons. Lineage: Eukaryota; Metazoa; Chordata; Actinopteri; Spariformes; Sparidae. The coding region runs from base 44 to 1084 and encodes 346 amino acids.
UCGAAGUGACAGACGGUUUGUCUCCAUCAGGAUCGAACUCAGGAUGAAUAUCCACCACGUUCUGUUCUUCUGCUUCAUCUCAGCUCUGUGUGGAGACACCGGGCUCGUCAGCGCAAGACUCCACAUUUUUACAGGAGCUGAGGGAGGAAGGGGUUCAAUUUCAUGCUACCUGCAUCACCCUAAUACCACGAAGUACUUCUGUAAAGAAGAAUGUGAAGGAGAUGGUAUCCUCAUUAAAACAGAGGAUAUCAGGGCUCAGAAUGGCAGAUUCAGCACUGAAUAUAGAAGAGAAUCUUCUGGAAUAGGAGUUCUGACUGUGACCAUCACAAACCUGACCAUGUCUGACGCAGGACGGUACAGGUGUGGUUUUGGAACAGAUCUGGCUCCAGACUCAUACGCAGACUUUGUGAUCAGAGUUUCAGAUGAACUGCAAUUUGGAAACACUCAUUUUUACCGUACAGAUAUUGAGGGAGAGACUAUCAUAUUAGGAUGCCCUCAUACUCUCUACAGUAAAGAGAAGUUUCUGUGUAAAGGUGAAUGUAGAACAGUAGAGGACGUUCUCAUUGAGACUGAUGGCAACAGAGCUCAGAGUGGCAGAUACCACAUUAUAUACUUAGACGGAUCUAUAUUUGGACUGUAUGUGAUCAUCACAAAUGUGAGCAAGUCGGACACCGGGUGGUACAAGUGUGGCUACGGCAAAGCUGUGUCUCCACAUUCAUCCAACGCGUUCACGGUCCUCGUCAUUGGUGACCCGUCAGCCUCCAGCACAACACCAUCAACUCUCCCUGUAACCACCAGCCAGACAACAGCACAGAGUGACACACCUCAGUCAGUGUUCGCUGAAACCACCAACCAGCGAACAGUGCUCCUCGUUCCUCUGAUUAUCUUUGUAGUCAUUGUCAUCGUGCUCUCGGCUGCUGUUCUGCUGCUCAUCUACAAACUGAGGAGGAACAGGAGCGUAAACAUCAUGAAACUGGAGAGUGUCGUCCAUGAGAACCGUCCUCCAGGAUCCGCAGGCGUGAAAACCAUCCACGAGAACGUCAUUCCAGGCCGCAAGGAUCAGCAGCACAACGUCUAUACUUAACAUGUAUGAGCAGAUCUGAAAUCAGACCUGGAUUCUGUCACGCUGGACCAAAGCUUAAGAGUUUUGCAUUGCAGCUUAUGAUGUGCUGGCAGGGUUUCAUUUUAUUGCUUUUUUUAUUGGAUAAUAAUCUGAGUUUUUUAAGAAAGGCUUCACAGGCUGUUCUUCAUCUCCUCACCUGAAUAUGCACGUCAUAAUUCAGGCCAGGCUUUCAUUUUGUAAUGACAGAGAAACCAGAUAACUGAUUGCUAUGUUGAAUUUAUUUGUCACUCUUCAUUUAGAUUAUGUUAUGUUCAGUUUUUACAAACAUUUUAUUGAGUUAUGUCAAACUGGUGAAACAGCUCCCGUCUAGAUCUGAUGGGUGGAAAACGUCAGUCUGUGUGCUGAAAGAUGCUCCUGUACUUUUACAGUAAGAAGGGACAGAAACACAUAUUUUCACUCUCACCAGUAGAGUUAUUUAUCCAUCUAGAAUAUUACUGUGUGUGGUCGUGGAAAUGUAACUACGUGGUAUUCACCUUGUGGAGGUAAUCUGAAAUCACCAAUACAACAUCCCUUACUAAUAAUAAUCCACAGACUUUGUUCUGAGCAGUUUAAUGUAGGAACUACUUACUUACCGUCUUCAGAAGGAAGUUGAGUUGAUGCCUGUUUCCUUCUGCACAGCGGCUGGUGGAUGUAGUUCAGUUGAAAGAAAAGUAGUUCCCACUGCUCACAGUAAAGUUCAUGGAUUGUUUCCAGGUACUCGGUCAUGAUUUGGGCUUCUGAGUUUUUCACAUGUAUUUUCUAUUUUUAUUUUGGCGCUUUCUGCACCACAAGUUGGGUGAUAUCCGAGAUCUCUGCAGCUGAUUUCACCAAACCUCUGCAACUCAGACCAAACUAAUUAUCUAGAUAGCAAUAGCAAUGUAUUUUGGGGAAAGACUGAAGAAUAUAACAGCAGGUCAUUCAGGUGAAAUGACAGAGAUGGUAAGUUUCUCUAGAAUCACUGAUAUAUGGCCGUGCCUUCUGGAGUGACCGUGUUUUCUUUCACUGACCCUGUUUACUGUGUGAGAUGCUCUGCUAGUUGCUUGUUGUAGUUUGGAAGUUUUUGCUUAAAUAAAUCACUAUUCAUGAAA